Messenger RNA from Trametes versicolor FP-101664 SS1, 371 nucleotides. RefSeq lists its product as uncharacterized. Bases 157 to 336 code for a protein of 59 amino acids. The transcript has a single exon. The record is from RefSeq and is a predicted model, not a curated record. Lineage: Eukaryota; Fungi; Basidiomycota; Agaricomycetes; Polyporales; Polyporaceae.
UAGACUAGGUAUAUGAUACAUGUGGGUGCAGACACCGCGGAACAAUACGCGUGUGUUAUGUAGUGUGACUGAGUGCCUGACCGCGAGCGUGCAACGUUCGCAGAAACAAUUUCCGUACCCGCACGGGAAGGGGAGCAGGAGAGGGAUGCGGGAAGCAUGCGAGGAGACGGGUCACUAAAUAGAGAAGGGGUAGCCAGUGUGCGCGAAACAGAAUGUACCAAGUACGGGAUGCGAGACAAAACGAGGACCAGGACAGAACGAGCGGGGCGCGACCGACCGUCUAUUCGACCACAGCCCUGCGGCGAAAAGGAGACCACAACGGCGCUUCUGGGGUAGGAAUACGAUAGCAGACGACUACUGAUAUGCCCGGG